UCCGAUUGCGCGUCCACGAAACAACGCCGUUACUAGCAGGCCAUGGAAAUGCGGAAGGCGCGGAGCAGAACGCAGCUGGCCAGGGGGCCAGCUGCUGGGGUUUCUUCAGACAGCCUCAUGUGCGUUGAGCUAAUGCUCCCGAUUCAAACCCAUUCAUCGCGUUCUGAUCUCUUUCUAGGUCUUUUGGUUGUUUCCGUUUCUGCUUCUCUACAUGCUAGGGUUUGCUGGUGUUGUCGUCCCCAAGAUCAAUCUGAUUCUCUCUCUCGUUUGCAGGGACUAUCUUUCCAAGAAGGCUUCACAGGAUCCUAACUUUACGUAUCUGCCGGUUAUCAUUGGGGAAGACAACCCCCAGUGCCAGGUGCCUGAGGUGCAAUCUCUCGUGGCUCAAUUCCAACUCUACCUCAAUUUGAUUGCAGGAAUCCUAUCCGCAUUGGUCAGUCCGCGGCUCGGUCAUGUGUCAGACCGUUAUGGCAGGACAAAGUUGAUCGCUUUGAGCUCGCUGGGAGCUGUGCUUGGUGAAACACUCACAGUCCUUGUAGCAGCCAGGCCAGAGCAAUUUUCCAUCAACCUGCUCCUAGCAGGAGCUCUACUGGACGGCAUUGGAGGCUCGUUUACCACGAUUUUGGCCCUUGCUACCUCUUAUGCUUCUGAUUGUACUGCCCCAGAAAAACGUAGCGUCGCGUUUGGAUAUCUCCACGGCGCUCUCUUCGUUGGAUUGGCGUGUGGGCCACUCAUUGCAGCGAUCGUCCUGAAGAAGACCGGGGAGAUAAUACACAUUUUCGCUGCUGGCUUGGCUUUCCAUGCGCUAUUCUUCUUCAUGGUUCUGCUCGUCAUUCCAGAAUCGCUGCCAAAGGAGCAACAGCAAGCUGCGAGAGAGAAACACCGGAUGAGGUUCACUCAAAAGGAAACUGCUGGCUUGGUUUCUCCUUCUUGGUUACAGCAUCUGAACCCAAAGAACCUCAUCACACCACUCUCCAUUUUGUUUCCGCCUGUUGGACGCCCCAGCUCUCUUUUUCCGAACCGCAAGGGCGCAAGCCCUGCCCUGCGAAGAAACAUCAUACUUCUCGCUGCCAUUGAUACAGUCGUAUUUGCUGUCGCCUUAGGGACCGCCCAGCUUGUGAUCAUUUAUGCUGAAUUCAUGUUUGGAUGGGGAAAUGUCGAAUCCAGCAUCUUCAUCUCGAUCGUCAGCACUGCGCGCGUGCUCGUUCUUUUCUUGGUGCAUCCUAUCGUCACACGCAUCUUCCACAAGCGUACCGCCGAACAGCGCGCUAUCCCCGGCUCCAAUAGGGUGGAGCUUGUGGUUAUACAGAUAUCUAUCUUUUUCGAUUUUCUUGGCUAUGUGGGAUAUACGCUUGUACGAAGCAGUGCGCUUAUGACUCUUUCAGGCAUUGUCGCCGCUCUAGGAAGCCUAGCUACGCCUACGCUGCAAUCGUCCUUGACCAAACACGUGCCCCGUGAUCGAGUCGGGCAAAUACUCGGAGCUAAAGGGCUCUUGCAUGCUCUGGCUCGAGUGAUUGCGCCUACUUUAUGCAAUCUCGUCUACAGCCUGACAGUGGGCAAAUUUACUCAAACAGUCUUCGUUUCUCUGGCAGCUGUGUUUUUCUUGGCGAUCUGCAGUAGUUUCUAUAUAACACCAAAUGGUUCGGCACUAUUCCCUUUCACCUAGCAGAUACGAAAUGCUAACGCUAUGCAGUAUCCAUUGACGAGUCUCGGCCAAGCAGUCCUCUACAUGAGGCGAACGAAGACGGGGAAUUGGAUGAGGACACUCUCUUACGGUCUUAGAAUUAUAUAUAAGGCGAUAUUAGUGAUAGACCUUCUGCUAUAAUGUGUACGUUUUUGGUUCGGCGUUCGGAGUACCUCCAUUAGCAAUUGUUCCUGAAUACUGAAAUCAUAUCAUAGUAAGUCCGCGA
Molecule: messenger RNA, 1910 nt
Organism: Aspergillus novofumigatus IBT 16806
Lineage: Eukaryota; Fungi; Ascomycota; Eurotiomycetes; Eurotiales; Aspergillaceae
Product: putative tetracycline-efflux transporter
Exons: 1
Coding region: 212-1666 (484 amino acids)
Biological process (GO): transmembrane transport
Cellular component (GO): membrane
Molecular function (GO): transmembrane transporter activity
Source: RefSeq, a predicted model, not a curated record